Messenger RNA from Porites lobata, 3001 nucleotides. The record is from the annotation of a GenBank genome assembly. NCBI's taxonomy places the organism in Eukaryota, Metazoa, Cnidaria, Anthozoa, Scleractinia, Poritidae.
UCGAUUCCAUAGAGUUAGAACGAGCCGGCCUGGAAAUAACUUGUAAGCGAGGCUAAAGCGUGAGAAACUGGAACCGAUAAGCAGAAUUAUUUGAAAAAAGUCACCUUCGAAAUGAGUUUAGCGGACUUAGUGGACGAGGCGUUUAUACGAGAGCUUGUUGAACGAGGGUUUUCCUACAAAUCCAUUAGUGAAAGACUCCGAGUUCUCUUUCCUGGUAAGAGUUAUAUCUCUUUGCAUUACCUUUCUAUCUAAAUAUCUGGCUUGUAAUGUUGAUGUUUUCUCCGACAGAGUCACGCGGGCUUAGCGCGCGAAGCGUAAGACGAUUUUGUAAAGACAGAAAUAUAAAUGUAACGUCAUUGCGAUGGAUAUCAGACGAACACCUAGAAGAAAUGGUUUCGACGAACAUCUUGCAGGUGAAGUUGAAUUUUGUGAAUUGUAUCAGUAAACCAGUAAUGUAAAAAUUAAAGUGAUCACCAACUGUUAAUCCCAUCCAUGUAAGCCGGUGUAAUUUCAAUUGCAUGCCUGGUUUUUGGCGGGAAAUAGUUAAUCACACUCGUAUCGUAACCAGCGCUUUUUAGGGGUAGGAAAUCACAUGUCUAUUACCCUGCAAAAAGAGGCUGUAAUGUGUCCACCCCCUUCCCGGGCUAUCCCCUGGGCUUUAGCAUCUUUCUUGAAUGGUAAUUUCCGGGGUUAGGGACACUUAACCAGCGAAAUACCCUGUGAUGGGGAUGAAGGAAGAGUGCAAAUAUACAAACCUAUAAAACAUCUCAAUGAAGCGUACAUUUUGAAUGAGAAAUACAAUGAUUCAUGUCGAUUUUUCUUGAUCUCGCUAUAUAUGGUUAUGUUUCACAUAUAAAGCAUGUGUUGCAACAAAACUUUUGCAAUUUAAAUAUUUUGAUAUAUAAUGAUCAUUAGGGAUAACUGAAUAUGAUAUAAAUCAGUAAAUGCCACAAUUUGUUUUUCUUUCCAGUAUGGACAUACGUAUGGAAGGCGUAUGAUGCAGGGUACCCUACGAUAUCAAAUGCAAGAAAAUUUGCAUUGCCGUGAAAUCAGUCAAAGAAGAAUUUCAAAGAUGCUGAAGAAGGUUGCCCCUCGUGCUCACAGGGAAAGGGCACAUGACUUACUUGACAGAACAAAUCCAGUUCCCUACCAUGCACCCUAUUUUGGAUAUAAGUUGCAUAUGGACCAAAAUGAAAAGAUAGCGCAGGAGUAUGGAGUCACCCAUGUCCAUGCUCUGGAUGGCUGUAGCAGGAUGGUUCUUGGUUUCAUUACAAUACCAAAAAAGAACCCGGUGCUCAUAUACCAAUAUCUAUUUAGGUAAGGACCCAAUUAAUUUUAUGCCUCAUAUGCUGGUUUCUAGAACACUUAAGAAAGCAUACUGUGAAAUUCAGAAACCCAGAAAAGUAUUAUAUACAGUCACAUUAUGCAAUCUGUUAAUGUGUUGCAAGGAGAAAGCCAAUCAGGUCUGAGAAAGGUGAACCAAUUUAAACACAAACAGCAAUGUUAGGUAGUUUUACGUUUUGAGGACUACCCGAGGGUCCUGGUCUCCAAGGUGAUUGGUCUCUAGACAGUCAAUAUCUCUGAAAUAUUUCUGGUAUUCACAAUUUUCUAAGUUUGACACUCACUGAGACUAUAAUAAAAUGACAAUUUCUCAUUUGCAUUAUUGUGUGCUUGCUGUUUUUUAAAAAAGAGAUAACCAAACUCUCUUUUGUGAGAUCUCCAAAAAAUCCCCCAAAGCAUUAAGUAGAUUUUCUUGCUGGGCAAGUUACUUUUCAUUCUUACUUAACCAAUAGGCAAGUCCUCUUGUAACUUAAUGACAAAAAGUAAAAGUAUGCAACUAGCCAGGGCAAGCAAAAAUUAUUAAAGGUGCAGUCUAUCUUCCGAGUCCUAUAAUAGUAAGUAUUUCAAAAUUAAUAUGAACAUUUUUGCUUUUUAUAAAGUCCUCUUUCAUUAUUCCACAUUGUUCUAUUUUUUUUCUGUUUACACAGGCCCUUACUACUUCAAUAUGGGUUAUUUGAUCAGUUACGUGUUGAUCAUGGAACAGAAUUUUGCCUUUGCAUCUUUGUACAGGAGUUACUUAAAAAUAGACGUGGUAAUACCAGCAGAGCCCCUUGGAGACAAACCACAUCUACUAAGAAUUACAGGGCAGAGAGGCUAUGGCCAGAGGAAAAUGCUCGAGUUAACUAUCCUCUUAAAAGGGCACUUAACUUCAUUAAAGAGCAGGAGAUAUUCAAUAUGGAAGACCCCCUUGUUAGUUUUGCAGUUUCUUGGGUAACUCUACAUGUCAGUAAAGUGGGUUCAGAGAACUUUGUCAACUCUUGGAACUAUCACCGAAUUCCAGGUGAGUUUUGGUGCUUUAGACGAAGGCCACUGAACUUUUAUGUUGGUGUCAUUUUUUCCCUCAAUUUUAUUAACCAUGAUUAUGUGUUUAUUGUAACAUAUCUGUUUUUUAUGUGAUAUUUCCCAUUUAGUAAUGGUUUUGUGAUGUUGUUCUGUAAGGAAUAUUAACUCUAGCCCAAGUAGCUGGGAGAAAUAUAGUCAAAAGCCUAGUAAUUAAAUUGAAAACUAGAUUAUUAGAGGUCCUCAUGAUACCUUGCAAUAUCUAUUUCAAUUUUCACUUACAGGGCCCAAGGGGUGUAUACCCAUUGAAAAGAUGACAGAAACAAACAUGGCUGUUCAGCUUGAACCACAUGAAAUUCCAACAACUGCAGAGGUUGUACAAAUGUAUGAAGAACGAGGUGGAAGUCUCAAUAGGGAUCCAAGCAUUGGUUGUGAUCCAAUUGCAUGUUAUGAUCAUUUAAUGGCAUCAAGAGAGUAUUUGUUUAUGUCUCAAAACCCAUCAUUUGAAAGCAUGUUUUCAGAUGUUGUCCAUAAUAAGAAUGAAGCAUUAGUCAAUGCCAUCAAAAGCUUUAUUGACAUAACAAAUUCACUUGCCAAUCAAGCAAUUCCAUGACUACAGAUUUAGACUUAAUCUAUUUUCCAUAACAGAACUUCAACAGUU